Messenger RNA from Coniophora puteana RWD-64-598 SS2, 987 nucleotides. RefSeq lists its product as uncharacterized. Lineage: Eukaryota; Fungi; Basidiomycota; Agaricomycetes; Boletales; Coniophoraceae. Gene Ontology annotation, molecular function: helicase activity. Bases 1 to 987 code for a protein of 328 amino acids. The record is from RefSeq and is a predicted model, not a curated record. The transcript is spliced from 4 exons.
AUGGGUGUGACUCAUAAGUCUGAGAGCGCCUCCCGAACCCUCUGGAUAGCGUCCCAGUCCAAUGUUGCCGUGAAGAACAUCGCCGAGAAGCUGAUAAAGCUUGGAUUCAAACAGUUCAAGCUCUUAGUUUCAAAAGACUUCCAUUACGACUGGCACGAGCAUCUCUAUGAGAAGAUCGAAGACCAUGUCAUUCGCUCUGACAGGUUCAGCGAUGAUCUUGACAUGAUUAGCGGCAGCUUGGGCGGAGUACGGGUGAUUUUGUGCACGCUUAGCAUGUUUGCGAACGAUCGCCUCGGUGCUUUCAUGCGAAUGGUUCCGGUUCAGACGAUUAUCUUUGACGAGGCUAGCCAGAUUGAAGUUGGAGACUACCUGCCCGUCCUUCACCGUUGUCAAAGGACUCUUGAAAAACUGGUAUUCAUCGGAGACGACAAGCAGCCCUGCUUUUUCGUUAAUGUCAGAGGGCAUGAAGUGGCCAUGGGCCGGAGCUGGGUGGUGAGAUCCUUCGCUUCUAUUUUCCGGACUGACACUCGCCGGUCGCUAACAAUACGGUGUCAGAACGAGGAAGAAGUUGCUACAGUGGUGCGGCUCGCGCGCUUCUUUGACAGCAAAGGACAGUCGUACCGCGUCAUCACGCCGUAUGACGCCCAACGCUCGUUGAUUGAGAAGGCGCUGGAGAACGCCGGACUAUCAUGGGAAAAUAAGUGUUUCAACGUUGACGCCUUCCAAGGUAACGAGGACAACCACAUCAUCGUCUCACUCGUCCGCACUGAGAGAAUCGGGUUCCUCAAGAACGUUAGGCGCACCAACGUGAUGCUGACGCGGUGCAAGCGGUCAAUGGUUAUUUGCACAGAUCGUGCGUUCAUGUCGGGUGCGGCCCAGAACACCCUGCCCGGCAAGUUAGCUCAGCGCUUGGGUCCGGGAAAUUGGCUGCAUGAGUCCGAUAUACUGAAUGGUCACAUGGGUGCCUUGGCUUCUGUGAUCAACUAA